CUUUUUUGACCAUUUAGAGUAGAAUUUUUAAGUAAAUAAACAAAAUUGAAUUUUAAAUAAUAAAAAAUUUAAAUAAUUGCUUGAAAUGGUUUGCGGUUAGUUAUUUAUUAAUUUGGAAUUCAAAUACUUCGAGUUUUUAACGUUGAUCAAUAUAGUAAAGAAAAAAUUUUUCCAUUCGUUACCUUAGUCAUCAAUUUCAGCCUUUAUUUUUUAAUACCACACCUCAGAAAACAAUAAGCAUAUAAAAUGGAUGAAUUAAAAAUUUUUCUUCGAAAAACCGCAGGUGAUUUUGUUAACGAAGUUGGUAAGAUAGCAGUCGGUGCUACAAAAGAAGCGCUUGGCAAUGUUAUAAACGAAGUGUUCAUCAAAAAAGAAGCAGAAAAUAAAAGAGUUUUGCCUAGUAUUAAAAAUAUGAAAGUACUAAAUUUAGAAUCAACCGGUUUGAGAUCUUCGUCAUAUGAAAAUGUUCAAGAUUUUAAAGUUUUGCGUCAGGGAAGUUUGGAUAGAGGUUCCCUCUUUGAAGAUCCUAUAUUUCCGGCAAGAAAUGAGUCUUUAAUGUUUUCAAGACGACCCGAUAGGCAUAUUGAAUGGUUGCGUCCACAUGAAAUUUGUGACAAUCCUCAAUUUUUUGUCGAAGGAUAUUCACGAUUUGAUGUUCAACAGGGAGAGCUCGGUGAUUGUUGGUUAUUGGCUGCUACUGCUAAUUUAACCCAAGAUUCAAACCUAUUUUUUAAAGUUAUACCUUCGGAUCAGGGUUUUGACGAAAGCUAUGCGGGAAUUUUUCAUUUUCGUUUUUGGCAAUACGGAAAAUGGAUUGAUGUUGUAGUUGAUGAUCGGCUACCUACUUACCGAGGUGAAUUAAUGUACAUGCAUUCCACAGAAAAAAAUGAAUUUUGGAGUGCUUUACUUGAGAAGGCUUAUGCCAAAUUACACGGUUCCUAUGAAGCAUUGAAAGGCGGCACAACUUGCGAAGCUAUGGAGGACUUCACAGGAGGAGUUACAGAAUGGUAUGAAAUGAAAGACGCACCGGCGAAUUUGUUCAAUAUACUUUAUAAAGGUUUUGAGAGGAAUUCUAUGAUGGGCUGCAGUUUGGAACCUGAUCCAAAUGUACUAGAAGCCGAAACAGAAUCUGGUCUUAUUCGUGGCCACGCAUAUUCUAUAACUAAAGUAGCACUAAUAGACAUAACAACUCCUAACAGAGUAGGUAAAAUUCCAAUGAUUCGGCUGCGGAAUCCUUGGGGAAAUGAAGCAGAAUGGAAUGGACCAUGGAGCGAUAAAUCUUCAGAAUGGAGAUUAAUUUCAGAAGCGACGAAAAAUGAGAUUGGUUUGAAUUUUGAUCGGGAUGGAGAAUUUUGGAUGUCCUUCCAAGAUUUUGUGAACAACUUUGAUCGAGUUGAAAUUUGUAAUUUAUCUCCAGAUUCUUUAACAGAUGAGCAAAGACACGAUGGAAAAAGACGUUGGGAAAUGUCAGUUUUCGAAGGCGAGUGGACUCCUGGUGUGACAGCGGGUGGUUGUCGAAACUUUUUGGAAACAUUUUGGCAUAAUCCACAAUAUGUUAUUACGUUGGUUGAUCCAGAUGAAGAAGAUGAUGACGGUAAAUGUACGGUCAUCAUCGCAUUAAUGCAAAAAAAUCGACGAUCCAAGAGAAAUUUGGGAAUGGAUUGUUUAACAAUUGGCUUUGCAGUUUACAAUCUAGAGGAAAAAGAUUUGCAUGUGAGGCCGCAAACAAUGAAUUUUUUUAAAUAUCGUGCUUCAGUUGCUAGAUCUCCUCAUUUUAUAAAUACUAGAGAAGUAUGCGCUCGUUUUAAAUUACCUCCAGGACAUUACCUUAUCGUGCCUUCUACUUUCGAUCCUAAUGAGGAAGGCGAAUUUUUAAUACGUGUGUUCUCUGAACAUAAAAAUAAUAUGGAGGAAAAUGAUCAGCGUGUCGGAUAUGGGGAUAUAAUUGAAGGUGGCGAUGAUAUUCCUAGCGAUAUACCAAUUGCACCAAAACCUAUAAUUCUUGAUCCUCAAAAACAAGCUCUAGAAAGAUUAUUCAGAGACAUCGCUGGUUCCGACAUGGAAGUUGAUUGGAUGGAAUUAAAAAAAAUUUUAGACCAUUCUAUGAGAGAUGAUUUACCAAGACAAAUGGUACCAAACUAUGCCCAAAACGAUUCUGAUGCUUUAUUAAUGAACGGUGGAACUGGAAAUGCUGAAGGAGAGAUUAAUCUUUUUGCUCUGCUAUGUGGCGCUUGUUGUAAAGGAACUCCAUUUGAACCCUUACUUGGAAUAAAUCAAAACGAACCACUGGAUUCGAAUCGCCCUGUCCUAAUACCACCUAGCUCCGUAAUUUCUACCGAAGCAUCAGGAUUUUCAAAAGAUGUUUGUAGAUCAAUGGUUGCAAUGAUGGAUUCUGAUCAAUCUGGGAAACUAGGAUUUGAAGAAUUUCAGGAAUUACUAACCGAUAUUGCCAAAUGGAAAGCUGUUUUCAAAUUAUAUGACCGUAACAACGAAGGACGAAUAAGUGAGUUCGAUUUAAGAACUGCUUUAAAUUCUGCUGGUUAUCAUAUGAAUAAUAGAAUUCUAAACGCUUUAGCACACCGUUAUGGUUCGCGUGAUGGAAAAAUUGCGUUUGACGAUUUUAUUCAUUGUGCCGUAAAAAUAAAAACCUUUAUUGACAUUUUUAAAGCCCAUGAUGCAGAAGGAACAAAUGUUGCCUCAUUUACUAUGGAUGAUUGGGUUGAAAAGACAAUAUACUCUUAAAAAAAAUUUUUUAAAAGGUAUAAGGCUUACCAAUUUCUCCUUACAAAAUGAAAAAUCGCAGAAAUAAAUAUUGCUUAGAUUAAUGGCUUAAAUAUAUAUAUAUAUAUUUUUUUAAUAAAAGUCCUCAGGACUGUUUAUCGAAUAUUUAAGAAUUAUUUUUCUACUUAUUUUUAUAUAUUAGCUGUUUUACUUAAGAAAAUUGUAGUUCAUAUUUAUAACGUUGUUGUUUUUAUAUACAUAUAUUAUACAUUAUAUUUACAAAUUUACAUUUAUUAUUUAAUCAUGUCAAUCAAUUACUU
Molecule: messenger RNA, 3041 nt
Organism: Condylostylus longicornis
Lineage: Eukaryota; Metazoa; Arthropoda; Insecta; Diptera; Dolichopodidae
Product: calpain-A-like
Exons: 1
Coding region: 247-2742 (831 amino acids)
Biological process (GO): proteolysis
Cellular component (GO): cytoplasm
Molecular function (GO): calcium-dependent cysteine-type endopeptidase activity; calcium ion binding
Source: RefSeq, a predicted model, not a curated record